AUGGCCAAGAAUGAUUUGAAGGUUUUGGGAGCAUGGCCGAGCCCAUUUGUGAUGAGAGCACGGAUCGCUCUGAAUAUCAAGUCUCUGGACUAUGAGUUUCUUGAGGAGACAUUUGGAUCGAAAAGCCAGCUUCUGCUCCAAUCAAACCCUGUCCACAAGAAAAUCCCAGUUCUCAUUCAUGGCGAUAAACCCAUCUGUGAAUCUCUCGUCAUUGUUGAGUACAUCGACGAGGUUUGGGCAUCGAGUCCCUCCAUCCUCCCUUCUCAACCUUAUGAUCGUGCUACUGCCAGAUUUUGGGCUUCCUAUAUCGAUGAGAAGUGGUUCCCGGCCAUGAAAGGCAUUGCUGCUGCUCAAGCAGAGGAGGCGAGGAAGGCGGCAAUCGAGCAAGUGGCUGAAGGGCUGGCGCUAUUGGAGGAUGCCUUUCAGAAGACUAGCAAAGGAAAGGACUUCUUCAGUGGAGACAAAAUUGGGUACCUUGACAUUGCAUUUGGGUGCUUCUUGGGGUGGCUCAGAGUGACAGAGAAGAUGAAUGGGAUCAAAUUGCUGGACGAAUCAAAGACACUAGGGCUGGCCAAAUGGGCUCACAAGUUUUGUGCAGAUGCUGCUGUGAAAGAUGUUAUGCCUGAGACUGAGAAGCUUGCCGAGGUUGCUAAGAUUAUUACGGCCAAAUUGAGAGGUGCUGGUGCUCCCCCGAAAUAA
Messenger RNA from Prunus armeniaca (apricot), 699 nucleotides. NCBI's taxonomy places the organism in Eukaryota, Viridiplantae, Streptophyta, Magnoliopsida, Rosales, Rosaceae. The record is from the annotation of a GenBank genome assembly.